Messenger RNA from Benincasa hispida (wax gourd), 1419 nucleotides. RefSeq names its product Sodium Bile acid symporter family. Gene Ontology annotation, cellular component: membrane. The record is from RefSeq and is a predicted model, not a curated record. Lineage: Eukaryota; Viridiplantae; Streptophyta; Magnoliopsida; Cucurbitales; Cucurbitaceae.
AUGCAGUCUCUUCCAUCAGAUACUUUCGUUCUUCGUCCCCAUAUUCAGUCUCAUCGAUAUUCCCUUUCAAGCUUCAGGCGACGCACUUCACUCGUCACGUCGUCUACCUCUAACAACCCGCUCCCUUCGUCUUUGUCCUCUUCUUCUCCCGCUGGAUUCCACCGCGAAUCUUCGCUACGGUUAUUCAACGAACGAAUUUGGAGUCGAAACGCUUUUUUCUGCUCCAAAACCAAACGGAUUGAUGUUGGAUUGCUAGUUCCUCCUCUCCGAUGCGAAGCUUCAUCAAACGGAAACAGCGUUCAGGGCGAGCGCAGUUUGAUGCAGUGGAUUGAAUUGCUUGGCGAAGCUUUAUCUACUGCCUUUCCUGUUUGGGUGGCGUUAGGCUGCCUUUUAGGGCUGCUCAGGCCGGCUUCCUACGCUUGGGUUCAACCGGGAUGGACUGUUCUUGGUAUUACUCUCACAAUGCUUGGUAUGGGAAUGACAUUGACCCUUGAGGAUCUUCGUGGAGCCCUGGCAAUGCCUAAGGAAUUGAUUUCUGGGUUCUUGCUCCAGUAUUCGGUGAUGCCGAUAUCAGGCUUUCUUGUCAGCAAGCUUUUAAAUUUGCCAUCUUACUAUGCAGCUGGUUUAAUAUUGGUUGGUUGCUGCCCUGGUGGAACAGCAAGCAAUAUUGUCACUUACAUUGCAAGGGGAAAUGUAGCUCUUUCUGUGCUGAUGACUGCGGCAAGCACUAUGGCAGCCGUGAUAAUGACCCCUUUUCUUACUGCUAAACUUGCUGGUCAAUAUGUUGCUGUGGAUGCAGCUGGGUUAUUAAUGUCCACACUGCAGAUUGUUCUUCUUCCAGUGUUGGUUGGUGCAUUUUUAAACCAGUAUUUCCAUGGCUUGGUUAAAUUUGUCUCUCCAUUCAUGCCACCCAUUGCUGUUAGUACUGUAGCUAUUUUAUGUGGAAAUGCAAUUGCUCAAAGCUCCUCUGCUAUUCUGAUGUCUGGCCAGCAAGUAGUGCUGGCUGCAGCUCUUCUUCACGCUUCAGGAUUCUUCUUCGGUUAUGUGCUUGCAAGAUUGCUCGGCAUUGAUGUUGCAUCUUCUCGGACAAUCUCCAUUGAAGUAGGAAUGCAGAACUCGGUGCUAGGCGUUGUUCUUGCUACCCAGCACUUUGGAAAUCCUCUUACGGCAGUGCCCUGUGCAGUUUCUAGCGUUUGCCACUCGGUCUUUGGCAGCGUUCUUGCUGGGAUUUGGAGACAAAGCAAAGAUUAGAUGAAAAUUAUGUCUACAUUUUGUAUGGGACAUGUGCUUUGAUCCUUUUGAUUCAGUAGAUUUCUACCGUUGGGAAAGCUCAUUAGCCAUUUCCAAUUGGUGCCGACAGGUGGUUUGCAAUCAUUACAUGUUUGAACUUUGUUUAAGAUAUAUAUAUAUUUUUUUGGU